This is a messenger RNA of Penaeus chinensis, 1024 nucleotides long. RefSeq names its product dickkopf-related protein 3-like. The record is from RefSeq and is a predicted model, not a curated record. Gene Ontology annotation, cellular component: extracellular region. Bases 339 to 974 code for a protein of 211 amino acids. Gene Ontology annotation, molecular function: receptor antagonist activity; co-receptor binding. Lineage: Eukaryota; Metazoa; Arthropoda; Malacostraca; Decapoda; Penaeidae. The transcript is spliced from 2 exons. Gene Ontology annotation, biological process: negative regulation of canonical Wnt signaling pathway; multicellular organism development.
UGCAAUUAAAGUGUGAUUUGUCAAUUUGUUUAAAUGCGCUGAAAGUUUCGGAAGAAUUAGAUAAUCUACUCCUUUAAGCACAUUACAGUUUCCUUCGGGUUCAUAACAGACAGGAACGUGGAAUCAGAACAGGUGAAAGGAUUAUCUGUCCAGGGGGCGGGCAAGUGAUUAUGACUUGCCCGCCCAUCGUACCUACUUUGACCUAAGUUGUGCGUGGUCACGUGACCAAUUCUCUUAUAUAUGAGACCAGGGAAUGAAAUCAGGUCAUUACUAGCGGUACAGGUGACGCACGCACAACUCACUCUCAAGUGUACACUCCUUUUCCUCGAUAACAAACGAUGAACUUGUAUCUGUUCUUCCUGACGACGGGCUGCCUGGCGACCCCAUGCACGGCACAAGGACUUUCCUGGCUCUUCAAACGCCUCCAUAAAACAGGUCGCCAUAACAUCCGUGACCUCAGCAGCGACCGUCACACCUCCCAUCAAAUGACGAUAGAUCAACCCUUCAACUUUUAUGAACACUUGCGUCUGUGCACCAACGAUCGCGUGUGUGGGCGUGGCCAGUUCUGCGACCAGCACUACGGCGUGUGUCGGGACCACAUGACGGAGGGACAGGAGUGUCGUGAGGACGCCAUGUGUGAGGGCGGAUACGACUGCAUGUUCGGCGUGUGCCAAAAGCGCAUCAAGCGUGGGCGUGAGGGCGCCAGGUGCCGCAAGGAGAGGGAUUGUGGAGCAGGGAUGUGCUGCGCCCGUCGCCAUGGAGAGCAGGUGUGUCAGCGGCGUCUGCCGUUGGGCCACAAGUGCUACGUACCUGAGGGCGGCCUCGACUAUUCCAUGAACCAAGUUUGCCCGUGCGAAAACGGCCUUGUGUGCAAAUACACGGCUGAACAGCCUCCUUCCAGGCACCAGCUCAUCGCCUUCAUAUCGGCCUCCGAGGAGAUGCGCUGUGCAGCGCCCUCGCACCGCGUCGACUGACAUGUCAAAAGGAGUUGAUUAUGUUCUCAAUGUAUUUAUCCCAAGUGAAC